Messenger RNA from Monoraphidium neglectum, 639 nucleotides. RefSeq names its product putative Protein unc-50 like protein. NCBI's taxonomy places the organism in Eukaryota, Viridiplantae, Chlorophyta, Chlorophyceae, Sphaeropleales, Selenastraceae. The transcript has 7 exons. The record is from RefSeq and is a predicted model, not a curated record. Gene Ontology annotation, cellular component: Golgi membrane. Bases 1 to 639 code for a protein of 212 amino acids.
AUGGAUUUUGAGUACACCUUCUGGCUCAUGCUGCAGCUGUGCAUAUCGCCAAAAACAGCUUACCGCCACACCUCGUAUCAGAAGCAGACCAAGAACCAGUGGGCGCGGGACGACCCCGCGUUUGUGGUCGUGUGCUGCCUGCUGCUGGCGGGCGCGUCGGCGGCCUACUGCGUCACCCUCUGGCACAGCCUGCUCAGCAUCCUGUCGGCAGUGGUGGUGGACUUCUUGCUAAUCGGCCUGGCCAUAUCCUCGGCUUCCUGGUUCAUAUCGAACCGGUUUCUGCGGAAACGCAACCUGCCGCACCACCAGGUGGAGCAGCACGUGGAGUGGCUCUACUCGUUCGACGUCCACUGCAACUCGUACUUCCCCCUCUUCCUCCUGCUCUAUGUCUUCCAGUUCCUGCUCAGCCCCCUGCUGCUGUGGCGCGCCUGGGCGCCCGCCGCGCUGGCGUGCGUGCUGUACGCGGCGGCCUUCAGCCACUACCACUACCUAAACUUCCUGGGGUACAGCGCGCUGCCGUUCUUGGAACGCACGGAGGUGUUCCUGUGGCCGAUCGGGCUCAUCUGCGUCGCGCUGCCGCUGGCGGUGCUGUUUGGGUUCAACCCGACGCGGUUCGUGCUGUCCAUCUACUUCAGUUGA